Messenger RNA from Cetraspora pellucida, 167 nucleotides. The record is from the annotation of a GenBank genome assembly. Lineage: Eukaryota; Fungi; Glomeromycota; Glomeromycetes; Diversisporales; Gigasporaceae.
AUGGGUGUAAUAGUUGUAACAGCUGUAAUUGUCAUAAUAGCUGUAAUAGCUGUAAUGGGUAUAAUAGUUGUAAUGGGUGUAAUAGUCGUAAUAGGUGUAAUGGACGUAAUGAAUACAACAGUUAUAAUGAAUGUAAUGGUCAUAAUGGGUAUCAUAAUGACUAAUAC